Messenger RNA from Coffea eugenioides, 1521 nucleotides. RefSeq lists its product as uncharacterized. NCBI's taxonomy places the organism in Eukaryota, Viridiplantae, Streptophyta, Magnoliopsida, Gentianales, Rubiaceae. The coding region runs from base 225 to 1310 and encodes 361 amino acids. The record is from RefSeq and is a predicted model, not a curated record. The transcript is spliced from 3 exons. Gene Ontology annotation, molecular function: protein binding.
UUUGCCCAAGAUGACGACAUAGCGAAAUGGGCGUCCCUCUCUUCCCAAUUUCCCGACAUCCCAUCUAUGCUGUCUGUAGUGGUCCGGCUUCCCAUUCCCAACAAAUUAAGCUCCAGAGCCCUAAAUCAAGAUUCUCACCAGCUCUCAAAGCCAUGAAAUCUUAGGUUGUGUCUGUCUGUGAAAAGUGAGUUACAAGUGAAGAUGGAGCUACUUGGUUGCAGUUGAUGUGGAGAAGACACACAGAGAGAAAAAUGAAAAGGAAAGAUAGAUGCUGUGACAAGGUUGUGCCAACACCGAAGAGAAAUAGGAAAUCCAAGUCCGAAGUAAAAGUGGAUGAGUUUCAGCGCCUCCCAGAUGAGCUGCUUCUCUCCAUCUUCACCAAGAUGCCAGAUUUCAAAUAUGUUUGUCAAUGCUCAUUAGUCUGCAAGCGCUUUGCAUCUGUGAUCACCCUUGUGCACAAUGUUACGGUGACUUUUAUUAGCAAAGAAUGUGAGGUAUCUGAAGAUCUCGCACACAUCCAGAAUGCUUUUGAUAAGAAAAUGUCCCCUCAAAACCAAAUAACUCCAAAAAUGGACAUAACAUGCUUGCGCCAGACACUGAAGUUUAUCAAUUGCCUCAGGAAAUUUAAAGAUCUAAAAUCUGUCCACAUCAAGUUCUCAUAUGUGGAAACAUCAUCAUCCACGCCGCUUGAGUGGAAGACAAAGUUUGGACCUGAACUGGAAUAUGUCGUGGCUCUUUUACCUACUUCAAUUGAGAAGAAAACCAAGCAGGAACUUAGUCAAGAUCAAGAAGUUGGAGAUGUUACAUGGAGUCUUACCGAAAGUGAGUUGGAGCAUAGUCUAUACAGGGCAUAUGGCUGUUGCCAAGAGACUGUUGUAAGACAAACUAUUCUAUAUAUGUUAGUUGAGCAUCACUCAAUGCUUCAUAGUGUGACAAUAACAGACUCUGAGAAACAGGGGCGGUUGUGCAUACAAGAUGAACAGCUUCUUGAGUUAAAAAAUAGCUUUAGAAAUAAAGACUUGGAGCAGAUAUUUGAAGAAGUCAAGAUACCUCAUAUAUUUAAGGUUGGCUAUGUGCCUGUUGUACGUUUGCCUGCAUUAGGAUACCUCUUGAAGGGUGUUAUUCUUUUGAUUUUCAAGCCUAAAGAAGAGCCCUCUGCAGGUGAUGAAGAUGUUGAUGACAACAGUGCUUUAUUGGCAUGGCAAUAUGAUGAUGAAGAGGUGUUUAGGGAAACUGUAAGAGAAAUGUUAGUGAACCACAAAGAAAGGAUGCACCUGGUUCCAAGAGCUGCUGAGGAUGCUGUAGCAUGAAAUCUCGCUGUAACCGUGAACUAGGGAUCCCCUCAUUCUGUUUUACUAUUGUUUUACUUCAUAGAGAAAAGAGAAAAUAUGCACCUCUUACUUGUAGUACACCCUUAUUAUUCUUGACCAAGUUGGAUAAUAUUUAAAGAUUGUUGUAAUUCUAUUUUUGAUGUCAGUAUAGCAUCUGAUAAGUUUAUACAAGUUCUACAAUUUGUUGCAA